AUGGACUCCAAUGAUCGGCCAGCACACUCCGGGCCGCGUCACCCGCCCGGCGACCUGGACGACAUUUUCGGCUCGGCCCUCAAUGUCGAGGAAAGCCUCCAGGAGGUCGGCUUCGAGGAUGGCUUCAAUGAUGGCCUGAAGGCUGGGCUCUUUGAAGGCGUGGACCUCGGCCUGGCCAAGGGCUUCCAAUUGGGUCGCGAGUUGGGCUUCUACCGCGGCAUCUCCCUCGCUUGCCGGCGGCAUUACGGCGAGGCCAUCACCCCCCGUCUUCUGGCCGCGCUGAACGCGCUCGACGAGCAGCCGGCCCGUGUUCCCCUGCAUGACCCGCAGGACCCAUCGCUACUGGAGGCCCUGGCGGCCGUCCGGUCCAAGUACAACAUCGUCAUGGUCCAGCACCGGGGACGUCUGCGCUAUGGCCCUGGCGAGAGUCCCAUGAGCUUCUGA
Fonticula alba is the source of this 444-nucleotide messenger RNA. RefSeq lists its product as hypothetical. The transcript has 3 exons. The record is from RefSeq and is a predicted model, not a curated record. Bases 1 to 444 code for a protein of 147 amino acids. Lineage: Eukaryota; Rotosphaerida; Fonticulaceae.